Molecule: messenger RNA, 1515 nt
Organism: Cordyceps militaris CM01
Lineage: Eukaryota; Fungi; Ascomycota; Sordariomycetes; Hypocreales; Cordycipitaceae
Exons: 3
Coding region: 1-1515 (504 amino acids)
Source: RefSeq, a predicted model, not a curated record
AUGCCAGGCCCGAUCCCACUUCGUAUGCAGCAAGUGCAUCUUGGUCGCGGCCCCCUCGGCCAUUUGGCCGUCAAUCCGAGUCAAGAUACGCCAGAAACUGUUUACGCAAGUGAACAUGAGAAGCAUGAGUCCAUUCUACUCGAGAGAUGCCCUGCCGACAUCUGGCCCGGAGGCACAUCUUACACUUACGGCUGCCCGCGACCAAUCCUCAUGUACAAGCGCCAUCACAAUCAAUUAGUGCUGUUUCAUGAGUCCAUCAUCAUUGCCAUUGUGGACAUUGUCAAAAGGUGGUUUACAGAUGGAGACGCGAGAUUCCCGGAGAGGAUGCCCCUUCUGAAAGACGAAGAAGAACUCUUGCAGGGAGACUCUGACAAAUACCAGUGGUUGGACACGCAAGUCGCAGAGGGUAACCUCGCGCCUUACUCUACAGAAACUCUUGGAUCUUGGAGGCCCGAUUUUCUGGUUGAAGACGACAAUGGUGACGAGAACUUCCGUCUCACAGAGAUAAAUGCCCGAUUUUGCUUCAAUGGCUUCAUGCAUGGAAGCUACGGACAGACGGCGCUUGACAGCAUGGGCAUGGAGAAGUCAGGGCUCGUUGGUGCCGCAGAUGGAGCAGAGUUUGUUAACGGACUCUUCCGUCUCUUUCGGAAUGACCGUCCUCUUUAUUUGCUGAAAGGUGAAGAAAAGGGAAUUGACAUUGGCAUGUUCAUACAUGCUGUUCAGCUCCGGCUCGGCGUCACCCCACGCCUGAUUACCCCCGACGACUUGCGACUUAUUCCCGACCCUGAGGAUCCGAGACGCACCAUGCUCUGCUGCUUGGUGAAGUCAUCCGCCAAGAGCUCAUCGACGCUGAAGACGCCGAGCGGGGAGGUGGUGGAAAAGAUCGACCAGGUUGGGCUGGAGCUUCAGCAACGAGAGCUCGCGGCCCUAGACCGGGACAUGAUGCGCCACAUCAGCCUGCGCUGCUUCAACGACAUGCGGACAAUCCUGCUCGUCCACGACAAGCGCAUGUUGGGCAUCAUCCAGCAGGAGCUGCCGUCCCUGGUGCGGCGUGGCGUGCUUUCGGUGGAGCAGGCGCAGGCGCUGGCCAAGGGCAUCGCCGACACGGCGCUGCCCGGCUCGCGGUACAUGCAGGAGCUGCUGCACCAGUCGCAAGCCGACCCGGGCCUGAAGGACGGAUACCUGCUCAAGCCCGUCCGCGGAGGCAAGGGGGCGGGCAUCGUGUUUGGCGAGGACCUCGACGCCGACGAGUGGCUGGCCGCGCUGCGCGACCUGCAGAGCCCCAGACUGGAUCCUGCCGGCGCGAGCCUGGUGGCCCAGCGCAGGGUGGUGCAGCACGACUAUGAGCUGGUGCUGAAGCGGUGCGGCAAGGUCUUCUCCCAGCCUCUGGUCGGAACGUACCACACCGUCCACGGCGCAUACCUCGGGAUUGGGACGUGGCGCAGCAGUGGUGGCCGCAUCUGCGCGGUGAGCAGCGGAGGUGCCUGGAUCUGCUCCGUGAUGAGCCCUGAUUAA